Cyphellophora attinorum is the source of this 2763-nucleotide messenger RNA. RefSeq names its product putative U3 small nucleolar RNA-associated protein 13. The record is from RefSeq and is a predicted model, not a curated record. Gene Ontology annotation, molecular function: U3 snoRNA binding; protein binding. The transcript has a single exon. Gene Ontology annotation, cellular component: nucleolus; small-subunit processome; 90S preribosome. The coding region runs from base 1 to 2763 and encodes 920 amino acids. Gene Ontology annotation, biological process: endonucleolytic cleavage to generate mature 5'-end of SSU-rRNA from (SSU-rRNA, 5.8S rRNA, LSU-rRNA); endonucleolytic cleavage in 5'-ETS of tricistronic rRNA transcript (SSU-rRNA, 5.8S rRNA, LSU-rRNA). Lineage: Eukaryota; Fungi; Ascomycota; Eurotiomycetes; Chaetothyriales; Cyphellophoraceae.
AUGGCGACAAAGCAGCAGGUUCAGACCACAUACGAAGCGGCCCGGACGAUAGAACCAAUCUAUACUGGUGGAGAUAUUUCUGCGAAUGCGACAGGAUCGAUCAUCGCGACAAUCGUCGAGGAGGAUGUCUUGAUAGUCAACACUACCAGCAGCCGGUCAAUAUGUCGAAUAGAGGGCGAUGGCGAGGCUGUCACGAGCCUGUGUCUGGCUCCGAAUGGAGCAUACUUGGCGAUCUGCUCCCGGUCACUGAGCAUGCGGAUCUUCUCACUGGAUGUGAACGAAGAAGCGACUGUCGCCACUGCGAUACUAUCAAGGACGCUCAAACCACACAAUACGCCAGUUGUGUCAUCUGCAAUCGACUCAGCAUCGGUUCUGCUUGCUACCGGUGGCGCUGACGGCACUGUGAAGAUAUGGGACCUACGAGGUGGAUAUGCGACACACAAUUUGCAUGCACAUGGUGGUGUUGUGUCUGCUUUGCACUUCUUCCAAGCACGAGUACCUGAGAAGAAAAACAAGAAGGUGGUUGCUAACGGAUCCGCUGGACCUGCAACUGUACUAGCCACUGCCAGCGAAGAGGGCGACCUGAAAAUAUGGAACUUGGCAACAUCGAAGAGCUUCGUCUCGUUAGAAGCACAUGCUAGUGUCAUUAGAUCACUGGACUCUUCAACGAAGAACAAUUUGCUACUCUCGGCGAGUAGAGACAAAACGAUCAUACUGUGGGACACCCAAACAUGGUCACAACGAAGAAUCAUCCCAACUUUCGAAGUAUUGGAAGCCGCUGGCAUUGUAUUGGAAGGUCGAUAUUGCUAUGGCGCCGGCGAGAAUGGUCAAUUGAGAAUAUGGGACCUAAUCAGUGGUUCAGAAGUGACCAAGCGCAAGGAAGCUGGUCUAGAGACUGAGGCUAUCGUGGCAGCUGUGGCGCUGACAGCAGAGUUACUAAUCAUGACGAUCCACCAAGAUCAAACGCUGAAGUUCCAUUCAAUGUCCUCCUUAGCUCAAACAGACAAAGUCGAGACGCUAAAGUCAUUACCUAUCGUGCGGAGGAAGACCGCCAACCUCGACGAGGUCAUCGACAUGGCCUGCGUAGGUCCAGAAAGAACAGUGAUGGCCUUGGCAAUCAACACCGAAAGCGUCAAAAUGUUGUCAAUACAAGGAGACGAUGUCCACAACGCAUUUGGUAGCGAUGUGGGCUCCCUUGAAGGCCACAAGGAUAUCAUCAUUUGUCUAGACGUAGACUGGUCAGGCCAUUGGCUCGUCACUGGAGCAAAAGACAACACUGCUCGGCUAUGGAGACUAGAUCCCGCAAGAUCGUCAUAUGAGUGCGCAGCAAUAUUUGAAGGCCAUGCUGAGUCCAUUGGCGCUGUCUCGCUACCAAAGAGCGCACCCGUCGGCAAAGCUGCAAACGAUCCGCUCAAUUACUUCCCAGCCUUCAUGAUCACAGGCUCAACGGACAAGACUAUCAAGCGAUGGGAUCUGUCGAAGCUCAAGCCUUCGCUCAUCGGAAGCGAGGUCCAAGCUGGCGCAAGAGCAAUCUUCACAAGAGUAGCGCACGAGAAGGAUAUUAAUGCAAUCGAUUCGUCACCAAGCGCGCCAUUGUUUGCUUCGGCGUCGCAAGAUCGAACAAUCAAGGUCUGGUCACUCGAGGACGGCUCGGUCACCGGCAUACUUCGUGGUCACAAGCGGGGAGUAUGGUCAGUGAAGUUCUCGCCGGCAGGCGCGGCAGCAAUCAGUCUCUCUGAGGGCGGCUCAAGCUCAUCUCGAGGUCUUCUGCUAAGCGGUUCUGGUGACAAGACUGUCAAAGUCUGGUCGCUCUCGACAUACACCUGCCUGCUCACCCUCGAAGGCCACAGUAAUUCGGUUCUUAAGGUGAUCUGGCUUCCUCAGACACCGUACUCCAACGAAGACAACGACGAAGCUGCACACUCCCGCCACGCCCGACCGAAGAACCAACCUUACAUCGCUUCCGCGUCAGCCGACACACUCAUCAAGCUAUGGGAUCCUUACGCGGCCUCAGACUCCGAUCACCUCCUCACGACUCUUGAUAAUCAUAGUGACCGCGUAUGGGCGCUCGCCAGCCCCAUAGCCACCUCUUCCACAAGUUCAACGUCAUUUGCCAGCACGCCACCCUUCCCCCUGAUAUCCGGCGCAGCCGACGCAACCCUGACCUUCUGGCGGGACACCACAACCCAAACCACCACCAUCGCCACUCAGCGCGCCACAGAGCGCAUCGAGCAAGACCAGCUCCUCCAGAACCAUAUUCAUGCCAAAAACUACCGCGAGGUCAUUACUCUAUCCCUCGCACUCAACCACCCCGGCCGCCUCCUGCGUGUGUUCCAGGACGUCAUUGCCCUCCCCACUACCCAACAAGAGCAAGGCACCAUAAUGGGCGUCAGCGCCGUUGACGAUGUUCUCUCUAGUCUAGACGCCCACCAGGUGUAUCAGCUGCUAGAGCGGGUGAGAGACUGGAACACGAACGCGCGAACGAGUCCGGUUGCGCAGAGGGUGCUAGGGGUGGUGCUGCGGAGCUAUGAUGCGGACUUCUUCUUGGAGAUGGCGAGGGAUAGGAGAUUGAAGGGUGUGAGGGAGCUGUUGAGGGCGUUGGAGGUGUACACGGACAGGCAUUAUAAGAGGUUGGAGGAGUUGGUGGACGAGAGUUAUUUGCUGGAGUAUACGUUGAGGGAGAUGGGGGAGGUGGCGGGGACGAAUGGGGUGAACGGGCACGGGGUGGGAGGGGCGAAUGGAGGGGAUAUGGUUAUGACUUGA